This is a messenger RNA of Sphaeramia orbicularis (orbiculate cardinalfish), 4802 nucleotides long. RefSeq names its product pre-B-cell leukemia homeobox interacting protein 1a (gene pbxip1a). The transcript has 11 exons. The record is from RefSeq and is a predicted model, not a curated record. NCBI's taxonomy places the organism in Eukaryota, Metazoa, Chordata, Actinopteri, Kurtiformes, Apogonidae. Gene Ontology annotation, cellular component: membrane. Bases 182 to 2641 code for a protein of 819 amino acids.
AUCCUAUUGGCUAGAGGCGGCUUGUCGACGUGACGCAGCCAGGAAUUCCCAAAGUUCCCAAGUUCACGGGAAGAGAGCUGCGUUGUGCAUAAAACAAAACGUUUACAAGGAAAUAGAACAACCGGAGACUGAGGAUAGCUGAACCCUCCCGUGCUGUGCCAAGUUGAGCCUGAAGGGGGCGAUGUCUGACAACAGCAAUAGCACAGGCAGCACCGGCUCCUCCACCAACAGCUGGACCCUCCUCUCCCCCGAGGAAGCAGCUGUUGAGAUUGUCGGGUCAGUUGAUGACGGCACUGAGAGUCUGAGCGAUGUCCCCAGUCUCUCUGAGGAGUUGGCAGGAGCUGCUGCAGAAUUCAAACCCACUGACAUUCCAGUAGAAACUAUCCUGUCUGAGGAGGGACAUCAGAUUUGUCAAGAGACAUCUCCAGAGUCCAGUGAGGGUCCCAUCCCUUCCAGUCCCAGCCGGUUGAGCCCAUCCCCCUCCCACCUCCUCGACCCUUCGGAGGUCGACCUGGAGAGUCAGCCUCCAGUUAUCCAUGAUAUUGUAACCAGCUCACCCAGUGACAACGAACACCUCGGUGCCAUUCCGUUUGUCACCAACAUCGAUUUGGGGACUCCACUCGAUAUUCCUGCCUGUGAGCUCCUCCCAGCUGAACCCGAGGAGUCCUGCACAGAUGUCCCUGAGUCCGCAGAACCAGUGUUUGACAUACCUGCCGAUACUGCACCAAUUAGUUUGACACCUGCUGAGGAGAGUCCUGUCUUCUCUGCAGAACCAGAGGUUAAUGUCCCCACAGAGACCUUUACAGCAACUGACUCUUCCUCUCAUGUUGAAGCUGAUAUCAACCUCAGUCAAGAAAGUACCGAACCACUGGGCUCACUCCCAGAGAGCGAUGUGACACAAUGUCCCACUGAUAAGAGUCCAGCUCCGACUGAGGCAACAGGGGACUCAGCUGUGGAAAAAGAGGAGACAGAUCCAUCUGAGACAGUGUCCCAGGAUGUAGAGGAGGAAGAAGAGCAAGAGCCAUCCAGUAGCUUGGAAUACGGGGACACAAUUAGCCACGAUGAUGACAAUGGACUAAGACGGAGAAACGUGCCCGCCUUCGAGGCUCUGAGGCCGAGAACAUCAGAUGAGGAGGACGAGGAAGAGGAAGUGGAGUUCAAGCUUACAGAGAAGAAGAAAGAGGAAAAGCCCUGGCUCUCCUUGAACACGUGCAUCGCAGGAGCUCUGGUCCUGCUGUUCCUCGGUUCCCUCUUCCUCUCAGGUUUCCUCUCUGACCUGGAUAAUGGUGACUUUGACGCCUCCGAAGUGAGCGACGGAGAACAAAGCCAGGACUGGCUUAGCGGUGAUCCACAGGAUAUGAAAGAGCUUUUGGAUAAACUGACACAGGAAAAGCAACAAAUAACUCAGCUAGAAGCUCAACUACAGUCCCAAAAAGAAGAACUAGAUGCAGCACUGAAGGCGGUGGCAGUGAGUGGUGAUGAAACAGAAAAGGCCGAUCUGGAAAAAGAAAAUGUGAAGUUGAAGGAGGAGCUGUCAUCACUGCCUGACCUGAAGAAAGAGCUGGAGGCUCUGAGGGCCAGAGUGACUGAACUGAGUGAGCUCACAGCUCCAAAGGAAAUACCCCCGCCUACGUCAACACCCGUUCUUCAGCCUGAUAUAAGUGAUGGUCCGAACCUACCAGAACCGAACCAGAAGGCAGCCGGACCUGAGAGGAGGAAGGAUGCGGUUGAGGGGGUCAGGAUGAAGGAGGAGCUCCAAAGACAAAAGGUUCUUCUGGAGGAGAGCAGGAAGAGACUGGAAGGGAUGAAGAAGGGCGGAGGCGACAGGAAACAUGUCAGAGAUAACCUGGUGGAGAUCCAGAAGAAGCUCUCCGAACAGGUGGAGAGGUGGGGCAGAAAGAAGCCGCAGGAGUCCAAAUGGAAAGGGAACAAAGGCAAAGGCAAUGAGCGGGACCACUGGAAGAAAGACGAGAAGAAAGAGCAGAGAGGCGAGAAAGAGUGGAAGCACAGCAAAGACGGAGGGUGGAAGGAGAAGGAGAAGCAAAAGCAGAACUCUCACAAAGAACCGUGGAGGAAACACCAGGACGAGUGGGAGAGGAAGAAAGACGAGCGCAGGAUGGACAGGGAGGAGAGGAGGAAGGAGAAACCGUGGCACAGCAAGCACGACAAGAGCUCCCACAGCCACCAUCAGCACCACCAUCAUCAUCAUCAUCAUCAACAUCAGCAGCAGCAGCAGCACAACCACAACGACUUCUGGAGAGACCAGGAGCAGAAGCUCAGACGCAACAUCCGGCCCCAGUUGGGCUGCCGCUCCGUGGAGGACUGCGCCGCCAAGGAGGGGCUGUACCUGGUGGAGCUGUCCGAGUUCGAGGAGCUGCUGGAGGGCUACCUGAGCCAGCUCCAGGGAUCUUCAUCCGAGGGCAGGGACAAGAUCAGGAAGCUGACCGCCGACUUCUUCGAGGACGGGGUGUUUAUCCACGACAGGGUUCUUUUCAGUGACUUCGCCGAGGACGUGGCGGACAUCCUGGAGGACACCGUGGACGUUUUAGGGGACGACGGGCAGAAGGACGACGAUUCCCUGGAGGAGCAGAUGGAGGAAUUUGAGCGAGAAGCCCUGUGGAAGUUCGCCGCCACAGCCUGAAAAAGACAAAGACGGAAACGGUGAAAUGCAACGUGAAGAUACAGCACAACCGGUGGUUUUCGAGGACAUUUGUUGCCUACCUUCUCUUCAGAGCUGUAAUUGUAGUUGGGAAAAAAAAGAGAGGUUGUGCCUCCCAUAAAUGUGUCCCUCUGAGUCUUUAAUUAUAAGCUAGACGUGUGCUUGUCAUUUUGGACUUAGUUGUUGUUACCUACCUCUGUCAGGUCAUGCCUCCUAAUGCAAAGUCCUUCAGUAAUGUGUUGUGUGGAUUUUCCUCUGCUAUAUAGAUUUCACAAUAUGUAGUGCAUGUUGCUGCUCAUAAUGUAAAUCCAAACUACUAAUACCUAGGUCACACUAAAAACAGCAUUUUAAGGAGAUUAUUGCAAAUAAUUCUGUGGAGCCCAGUGCAGCAGGGUUAAACACUUUACCGCUAAAAGGCUAGAUAAGUUGUCAAUUACUGAAGACGUGGUGAAUUGACUGUGAAAUUAUCUGGCACCUGACUUUCUGACUUGCAUGGGAAAACUACCGGCUGCCUCCUCCAAGCAGGUUUAAACAAAUACUAAAUAUUUUGCCGGCGCUAUUUGACUGGAGCCUGCUGUUAACGGUCCAAUCCCAGAGGACCAGAUCCCUGUUCUUUCAGUGAUAAGAGCCAGAUCGAGUUAGACCGGUUUUGUGUCAGCAGCUCAUUUAUUAGAUUUGGAAAAGCACAGACAGUGCGGGAGCCCCAAGCGUUCGAUUUCUACAUCUGACAGACUUUUCAUCCUCGGACUCCAACUGUCAGUUAACAGCAGAUAUGUGUGAUCUAACCACGAACCGGUUUGUGGAGCUUUUCAGCGCUGCAUCGAAAAGCAGCAGGACAAAGCAACAGCCAUAAAAACAUUCACAUCUACACCAUUUUUUUUUUACUUUUUUUUUUCUCUUUUGAUUAUGUUUUUUUAGACCACUAGUUUCCUUUGAUUAUUGUUUUUGUAACGUAGCCAUGGGGACCGCCAACACAUGAUCUACAUUUACUGGGUAUCCCAGAACAUUCAGUAAACAGUAUAGAGUUUAAUGAAAUGGAGCAAUCCCUUAAGUGUUUCAUUUAAUGGAUUUUUAAAUUCACCUUUAAGAGAUUGGCAACCAAACCAGUAUUUUAUUGUCUUUUGUAGCAAGGUUGAAGAUAUGCACAUUGUCGGUUCAGUUGUAAUUGUUUAGUUCUUGUAAAAAUAAUAACAAGAAAAACUGCUGCUUGUUUUGUUUUAGUUUUAAUGAGUUGUCCAAAAUGCAAACCAAGGAAAGUAUGCAGGAAGGUCCAUGAAGUAUCUCAGCAUUUCACCUCUUCUGCUGGUUGGUACGUCGUAAAGAUAAAGUUGUAUAUUUCUCAAUUCUUCUCGUUUGCUUUCAGUUUUUGAUUUUAGUUAUACUUAAUGGUGAAGCUUCUCCCCUUUAUGUGGACGUGAAGUUAAAGAAUGACAAGUUGUGAUUGUUUCUUGAUCUUUUUCAGUGAUUUGAAAGAAGGUUCGUUUCAUGUUUAUUUAUUCUGUCACACCACUGCUUUUCUUUCCUGUAUUUUUCAUGAGAAGAACCACCGCUUUUGUACGUAACAGGCCAUACACAUUGAAUGUGAAGACGAUGAAGUUAUCGGCUGUUUUGGUUUUCAGACAUAUAGUUUGCCAGCUACAGCUUAUGUGCCUUUAUAAUUAUUGAUAUGUUCAAUUGGACUGAAUAUCUUUGAUUGCGUUUGCUUCUAGAAGAUAAAAACAAUAAUACUGAUGGGAUACGUUUACACUACAUGUAACCGAACUGCUGUUUAUGGGGCAGAGAAUGAAUGUCACAGGGUUUACACAUUAAGUGUUGAUCUGACCAUUUGUUAAACAUUAUCGUUUCUGCUGUUUGUACAGGAGAAGUUUUUAUUUUUGAACGUGCUAAUAUUUAGACCAAAGGGAUUGGAAGAAAGUUGGAUCUCAACAAAAAGAGUUAAAUCAAUAUUUGAGGUGUUUUUGUCUCUGUUGGACGACAUCAGGGUGUAUUUUUUGAUGUACGAACUGGCUCAGAAGUGCAUGUAAAUGAUCCCUGAACAAAUGUAUGGAUACAUUUGGAGUAAUUCUCAUUUCUCUCUUCAUCAGUUAUGUCCUCUUUUAGGAAGUCAGUGUUAAGUUGAAUAAAUUUUUCAACAUAAAACGUG